Molecule: messenger RNA, 347 nt
Organism: Staurois parvus
Lineage: Eukaryota; Metazoa; Chordata; Amphibia; Anura; Ranidae
Source: the annotation of a GenBank genome assembly
GCAGUCUCUGGUCAUCUCCUGUACUGUGACCGCAGUCUCUGGUCAUCUCCUGUGCAAUGUCUGCAGUCUCUGGUCAUCUCCUGUACUGUGUCCGCAAUCUCUGGUCAUCUCCUUUACUGUGUGCACAGUCUCUGGUCAUCUCCUGUACUAUGUCUGCAGUCUCUGGUCAUCUUCUGUACUGUGUCCACAGUCUCUGGUCAUCUCCUGUACUGUGUUCGCAGUCUCUGGUCAUCUCCUUUAGUAUGUCCACAGUCUCUGGUCAUCUCCUGUACUUAUGUCCGCAGUCUCUGGUCAUCUCCUGUAGUAUGUCCGCAGUCUCUGGUCAUCUCCUGUACUGUGUCCGCAGU